AUGAGUAACAAAAGGAUACAGAAACUAGAUGAAUCAGUUAUUAAUAAAAUUGCUGCUGGUGAAAUUAUAAUUCAACCUGCUAAUGCUUUAAAAGAAAUGUUGGAAAAUUCAAUUGAUGCUGGGGCAACUAAUAUCGAAAUUAUGGUUAAAGAUGGUGGUUUAAAAUUAUUACAAAUUACUGAUAAUGGUCAUGGUAUAAAUUUACAAGAUUUACCUUUAUUGUGUGAAAGAUUUGCAACAUCUAAAUUAACUAAUUUUGAUGAUUUGAGUAAAAUUCAAACUUAUGGAUUUAGAGGUGAAGCAUUAGCUAGUAUAUCUCAUAUUUCAAGAUUAUCAGUCAUAACAAAAACUAAAGACUCAAAAUUAGCAUAUAAAGCAUUUUAUUUAAAUGGCCAAUUAUGUAAUUCAAAUUUUAAAAUUGGUGGUAAAAUUGAUCCAAAGCCAGUUGCAGGAAAAGAUGGUACUCAAAUUAUAGUUGAAGAUUUAUUCUAUAAUUUACCAAAUAGAAUUAAAGGUUUAAGAUCAAAAAGUGAAGAAUUUUCAAAAAUUCUAGAUAUUGUUGGUAAAUAUGCUAUACAUACACAACAUGCUGGAUUUACCUGUAAGAAACAUGGAGAUCCAUUGCAACAAUUAAAUACAAGACCAAAUUUACCAUUAAAAGAAAGAAUAAGAAUAGUUUAUGGAGCAAGUAUAGCUAAUGAAUUAUUAGAAUUUAUAAAUAAUGAAAAGGGACAUGAUCUUGGAUUGUUACAAAUGAGUGGAUGUAUAACAAAUGCAAAUUAUAAUAAUAAGAAAAAAAUGACACCUAUAAUUUUUAUAAAUAAUCGUUUAGUAAGUUGUGAUCCAUUGAAACGGGCCGUUAAUAGUAUAUUCCAAUUAUUUUUACCAAAAGGCUCAAAUCCAUUUUUUUAUGUUAGUUUACAAAUUAAACUGGAAAAUUUAGAUGUUAAUAUCCAUCCAACUAAAAGAGAGGUUAGAUUUUUAAAUGAAGAUGAAAUUAUUGAAAUUGUUGUAGAUAAAAUUCAUGAAAUUUUAUCAAAUGUAGAUACAUCAAGAAAAUUCAAAACUCAAUCUAUAAUUAGUCAAAAGAGAAUUAAUGAUGAAGAACAACAACCAGUUGUUAAAAAAUAUAGACAAGAGAAUAAAUUAGUCAGAGUUGAUUCAAAACAAGCUAAAAUUAAUGCAUUUUUAGAAUCUCAACCAGUUGAAACAUACCAGGAUUCAAUUAAAAAAGAAUUUACAUUUAGUCAAGAUCAAAUUUUAGAAGAUGAAAAACAAGAAGAGAGUGAAGAAAGAUCAAGAGAUUACAUUCAAGUGAAUUUAGAUUCAAUAGCUCAAUUGAAAAAUGAGAUAAUUGAAUUUGUGGAUAAAUCGUUGACUAAUAUCUUCACACACGCUGUUUUCGUUGGAAUAGUAGAUUCAAAUAAAAGAUUAUGUUGUUUUCAAUAUGAUGUAAAAUUAUAUUUGGUAGAUUAUGCUGCAUUAUUAUUUGAGUUUUAUUAUCAAAUUAGUGUUAAUGAAUUUUCCAACUAUGGAAUAAUUAAAUUUGAUGAACCGAUAGAUCUAAAUGAUAUACUAGAUUCAUUAUAUGAAAAUGAUGAGUCCCUAGUACCGAAAUCUAAAAUCCUCAAAAAUUUAUUAGAAAAUAAAGAAAUGUUGAAAGAAUAUUUCCAAAUUGGAUUUAAUGAAGAUAAUCAAUUAAUAUCUAUUCCAAUAAUACUCCAAGAUAUCAAUCCUAGUUUUAGAAAACUUCCAUUUUUUAUUUACAGAUUAGGUAAAUUAGAUUACAGUAUUGAAUUAAAUUGUCUAAAGAAUAUUUUUAGACAAUUAGCAUUGUUUUAUUUACCUGAACCUAUAGAAUCUGAUGAUAUACGAAAAGAAGAUCUUAAUUCAUUAUUGGAAAAUUACUUAUUCCCGGAGAUUAAGAAACAAUUGCUUGCAACAAAGAAUUUAUCAAGAGAUCUUAUCCAAAUUGCUGAUUUACCUGAAUUAUAUAAAAUCUUUGAAAGGUGCUAA
Insectozyma verbasci is the source of this 2016-nucleotide messenger RNA. Lineage: Eukaryota; Fungi; Ascomycota; Pichiomycetes; Serinales; Debaryomycetaceae. The record is from the annotation of a GenBank genome assembly.